GAGCGCUCGCCGCUGACAUUUACGUAGUGCGCCCUGUGCCGCCUUCGAAGCGCGCGCCUUUCGUGAAAAAAAAAACCAAUUCCAUAUUUGAAAUUGUGAAAAAAACAUCCGACUUCAAUGUGUCAAAACUCAAACCUAUUUUAAUCUUCUUAUUAUUUUUCUUCUGUAACUGGCCAGUGUUUUUUUUUGUUUUUAACAGUGAGUUUUUCUGUGUGUUAGUUUUGGGGGAGAAAGCUCAUUUUUCAGAGCAUCUCUAUAGCAACGCUGACGUCAAGUUCAGGGGCGGCUGGUGCAUUUUGGUUCGAUAGCUGUAUUUUGGGGGUGUUUAUGCGUUGUUUUGAAUCUCGCAAGUUCUGUGGAACUGCUGCUCAAGAGUGUUGUGAAGCAGUGACCGUGCAGUGAGACACAAACAUCGCCAGUGUUCAACGCAGUGUGUGUAGUGUAGUAACUGACGAUUCUGCAAUAAUCGAGUUCUGCAUCGAUUCAAUGUGUGAAUGACCCAAAUGCCAAGAGUUUAUGGACAAGUGCACUUAUAUCAGGAAUCAUGAGUCUGAUGGCGAUCAUCAAGUUCGGGUACGCGCUGGUGGUGGUGACCCUCCUGCUGAUGAUCUGGGCCUCGCUGUCUGGCGCUGAACUGCACGUGGACACGGGCCACCCGCCAUGUUUGUUCCAAGCUCUCUGCACAUGCUCCAAGCCGGCCGGGGACCUCGGCAUCGUGAGCUGCCUCCACGCUCCGCUGCGCCGAGUGCCCGCUGCCGUCAACAGCUCCAAGCUGUUUACGCUGCAGCUGCACCAUAACAGCAUCAGAGAUCUGGAGCCGCAGUUCUUCCAGGCUACUGGUCUGUACCGGCUGGCGAUCAGUCAGAACCCUCUCGAGAGCAUCCACGAGGAGGCUUUCUAUGGCCUGGACAACACCCUGUGGGAGCUGGAGCUGAGGGAAGAUGGGCUGACGUCGGUGCCCAGCCGGUCCCUGAGGUACCUGCAGAAGCUCAGGCUACUGGAUCUGGCAGGCAACGAGAUAUCCGACAUAUCAGGCGACAACUGGCGCGGUCUCGAGAACACUCUCCAAACCCUCAUCCUGGCAGACAACUCCAUCGCCAACCUGCCUCCUGACGCGUUCUCCGGCCUGCCCAUGCUGGAGACCCUGGACUUGCAUGGGAACCACCUCGCCAUCAUCGAGAGCGGCGUGUUUAGGGAUGGCAUGAGCCGGCUUAAUCGGCUUUACCUGCAAGACAACCAACUUACCUACAUCCCGUAUGAAGAGAUAUCUCCGCUGCGCCAGUUGAAAGUUCUAGAUCUUUCUAACAACGUGAUCAAGCAAGUGCCUCCUGCGCACGAGCUGAACAACGUACGCCUGUCGCUAGAUGUUUUGAAGCUCGAUAACAACAUCAUCCGGAUUUUAUACCCUGGCUCUUUCAAGUACUUCAACGUGCUCAACCAAACAUCGCUGGACGGAAAUCCUAUUUAUCUUAUUCGGGAAGAUGCCUUCCGCAACGCCAAGAUCCGUUCUCUCUCGCUCCGCGACUGCGGCCUCACGGAGCUGUCGCCCGCGUCCUUCGCCGGCCUGGAGACCAGCCUGCAGACGCUGGACAUCUCAGAGAACAACCUGACGGCCAUCUCGCGCUUCAUGCUGAAUAAACUCGACUCGCUGCGGUCGCUCAACUUGAGGGAGAAUCGGGUGGACAUCAAUCUUCUAUCAAUGAGUACGCCUUCCGACUACGCGCAGUCUUCGUUCAGCAACUUUCAGUACAAAUUGUUUUAUCUGGACGUUAGUGGCGCAUCUUCGAUCGAUAUGACUCUCCAAGAUGUGAGACGAAUGCGUUCCCUCCGAUAUCUUUCAGUGAGCAAAUUGCUGAGAAGAAGUCUAAGGUCUGAAGAUUUCCUAGAGUUUGGAGUAGAGUUGGAAGAUCUGAAGAUUAUCGGCAGCACCAUCAACAGAAUCGAGGGUAGUGCCUUCGAGCACGUCCGAUCAAUUAAGACUUUGGACAUGUCUGAAAAUAACAUUGAAUUUAUUGAUCCAUUUGCUUUCGCUGAGUUGCACAGUCUGAAUACUCUAAAACUGGCCAACGGUUUAGCUGAUUCAGUAAAAAUUCUACCUUUCGAGCCACUGAAAGCGUUGAUAGAGCUCCAGUACUUAGACAUGAGUAAUAAUAAGCUGAAAAACGUACCCGACACAUCUUUUCACUUCUUGUACAAGCUAAAGACGCUGAAUCUUCAGGACAACAUGAUUGAAAGCUUUUCUAAAGGAACUUUGCAGGGUGAUAUUCACAGAGAGCUUGAAAGCAUAGCGCUAUCGUUCAACCAACUCCGUCAAAUAGAGAUGCAUACUUUCGUAGAUCUUAGGGAACUGCAGUACAUUCUUCUAGAAGACAAUCUCAUCGAUUCUAUUCAUAGAAGAGCGUUUACUAGUCUUGAUAAUUUAAAAGUUAUAAAAUUAAGAGGAAACAGAAUCAACGAAAUCACUGAAGAAGCCUUCCAAAAUUUACCAGCUCUAAAAGAGUUGGAUAUUUCUUUCAAUAAUUUAGAUACGUUUAAAUUCUCGAUAUUUGAUCAAGUUGGAUCAGCAACUGCCUUGAAAGUGAACUGUUCGUACAACAGAAUAGUCACAUUGACAGACUCCAACGCUCCCAGCUUCUUCACUUCAAACUUCUAUGCUCCACCGAAGGCUCAGAGUCUUGGAACAGUCUCCGUCAAUAUAAGAGUUUUGGAUUUCUCACACAAUAAUAUCACCUACAUCGCUCCUUACUACUUUAGGCAUGCAGAUUUGACUCUGUCCGAACUGCACUUGUCACACAAUCGCAUCAGGAACAUCACCCGGGAAGUCUUUGGCUCCAUGCUAAUGUUGCAGUACUUGGAUUUGUCACACAACCAAAUUUUCGACCUGGAAUACGAUUGCUUCAAGAAAGUGAAGAAUUUACAGAUAGUAGAUAUGUCUCAUAACCAUAUCAUAGAAAUCCCAGUGGAGAUAUUCCAAGAGAUGCAGACGUUAUCGUCAGUUGAUCUGUCAGAUAACCAUAUACGGCAAUUAGCGGAUAAUUUGAUCCCAUCCAGUGCAUUAGAACGGCUAGACCUAUCGGAUAAUGAGUUAUCAAGGAUACCUACAAACUGCCUCUCUCAAGGUGCAGCAGGAAACCUAGUGGAAUUCGAUCUGAGUGGCAACAACAUUCCUGCCGUGGCUAUCGCAGACUUGGUACUCAGAUUCCGGAGCGGAGAAGGCGAGUAUUGGCAGGAGGAACCAGACUACAAUGACGAAUAUAUGUACCACACCGCUAGACGCGACCACCAAAGAGUGUUCCAUCAAAAAAAGCAAUAUCCCCAGAAUAUACUGUACAAGUCUUUAGCGUGGCUUGAUUUGUCAAAUAAUCACUUGGUAAGAAUAGAAGGAGGAUCUUUUGCUGCAGUACCAAGACUGAAAUGGUUGGAUAUUAGUAACAACUCACCAUUCACUACCGAAAGAGGAAAUAGUGUUUUCAAAGGAUUGGAAAGGAGAUUGUCUCACUUGGGCUUGAGAAAUAUCAGUAUGCUGUUUAUACCUUCUCUGCCGUUGCCUAAACUAAAAAGUUUAGAUCUUUCAUUCAACAAUUUGCCAUCGAUCCCUCCAGAAACGACACAGAAUUUGACAAAACUUCGGAAAUUAGAUCUAUCUUACAACGAUCUAACUACUGUACCAGUUGCAACUCACACGCUCAACGAGUUAAGAUGGCUAUCAUUAUCUGGAAAUCCUAUAACAGCACUUAUGAACACAAGUUUAUACGGAGUUUCACCUCGCCUCGAAUAUCUCGACGUUACACGGCUUAGGAUCAAAAUUUUUGAGACUGGAGCAUUCAGCAAAAUGUACGCAUUGCGAACUCUUAAAAUAACAGCCUACUCGAACGCAAGAGACUUCAACGUACCAAGAAUGCUUACCAACAAUGCUGGCUUAGAAAACUUAUACAUUGACGUCGACGAUUCGAGCAUCAACCUGGGCAAAGAGAUGAAUGGUCAACUACCGUGUAAACUGGACAACAUUACCAUUACUGGUAGAGCAAUGAGGUUCUUGUCAGAAUACCUUCUAAACGGUGUACAUUCUAAAAAACUUCGGCUAACGAUCUUCAACACAAGUAUUGAGGAAAUCGACCAGGCGGUAUUCUGGCAGCCAGGACGCGUCAGGAACUUGACACUGGACCUUCGAAUGAACUAUUUGACAAGAGUUCCGAAUCCUUCUCAAAGAGAGUGGCCGGGAGUACCCAACUCUGUGUUCCUUCAGGAUAUACUGAUAUCUGGAAAUCCCUUGAUUUGUGAUUGUGGAAUCGGAUGGGUAGAAGCAUGGGAUCGCAAAAGAAGACAGUAUUUAUGUGAAAGCCCAUCGAAAUGUAUAACAACAAGAGACGAUGUGAGAUUUGCAACAUGUCCAUCAUACGACAACAGAACUUUGAGUGAUGUGCUGGCCAGAGAUCUAGAUUGUGGAUUUGGACGAGGAUUCCUCAACUCUCCCAACAUCAUGAUAAUGAUAGUCAUGUCCUUAUUGACGGCGCUCUAUAUUUGAGGAUUGUUUUGGCUUUUCGGGAUCUACGUAGAUUUCUAUGAUCUGUUGCAUAGAAUUUACGGCGUCUAAGCCAACCUAAGACAUCAUUGAUAUUGGUGUUGCCUUAUACGGAGAUGGAUGAAUUCUGUCUUGCGGGAUACUAUUAGAAGAUUCUUAAAGAUUUAAAGUUCCGUUAUAGUCUUAAUUAUGGAUAGUUUAAAAGUUACAGACAUAUGGAAUUUUUAAAUGUUACAGUAAGACUCCUACUGGCCUAAAUAUUAACUGAAAUCUUCUCCAAUAUGUGAUCCCAUAGCCAAGACGGUAGUGAUAAAGGAUUUUGAAGUAUACUACACAGGUGUUAAUGUUAAAUGUGAGGAAAAUAGUCAAGAUUAAUUUAAGAGCUGUGUAUGUUGAAAU
Messenger RNA from Plutella xylostella (diamondback moth), 4921 nucleotides. Lineage: Eukaryota; Metazoa; Arthropoda; Insecta; Lepidoptera; Plutellidae. The record is from RefSeq and is a predicted model, not a curated record.